Nyctereutes procyonoides (raccoon dog) is the source of this 1410-nucleotide messenger RNA. RefSeq names its product G protein-coupled receptor 152 (gene GPR152). The record is from RefSeq and is a predicted model, not a curated record. Gene Ontology annotation, cellular component: membrane. Gene Ontology annotation, molecular function: G protein-coupled receptor activity. The coding region runs from base 1 to 1410 and encodes 469 amino acids. Gene Ontology annotation, biological process: G protein-coupled receptor signaling pathway. Lineage: Eukaryota; Metazoa; Chordata; Mammalia; Carnivora; Canidae. The transcript has a single exon.
AUGGAUGCUGCUAUGGAAGCCAACCUGGGUGCUGCCGACCACGGGCCCCGCACAGAGCUGGACGAUGAAGACUACUACCCCCAGGGUGGCUGGGACACGGUCUUCCUGGUGGCCCUGCUGCUCCUGGGGCUGCCAGCCAACGGGCUCAUGGCGUGGCUGGCUGGCUCGCAGGCUCGGCAGGGAGCGGGCACGCGGCUUGCCCUGCUCCUGCUCAGCCUGGCCCUCUCCGAUUUUUUGUUCCUGGCGGCAGCGGUCUUCCAGAUCCUGGAGAUCCAGCACGGAGGGCACUGGCCGCUGGGGACGGCCGCCUGCCGCUUCUACUACUUCCUGUGGGGUGUGUCGUACUCCUCGGGCCUCUUCCUGCUGGCCGCCCUCAGCCUGGACCGCUGCCUGCUGGCACUGUGUCCACGCUGGUACCCCGGGCGCCGCCCGGCCCGCCUGCCCCUCUGGGUGUGCGCCGGGGUCUGGGUGCUGGCCACGCUCUUCAGUGUGCCCUGGCUGGUCUUCCCCGAGGCCACCGUCUGGUGGUAUGACCUGGUCAUCUGCCUGGACUUCUGGGACAGCGAGGAGCUGCCGCUGCGGAUGCUCGAGAUCCUGGGGGGAUUCCUGCCUUUCCUCCUGCUACUCGUCUGCCACGUGCUCACCCAGGCCACUGCCUGCAAGACCUGCUGCCGCCACCAGCCACGGCCCGCGGCCUGCCGGGGCUUUGCCCGCGUGGCCAAGACCAUUCUGUCCACCUACGUGGUCCUGCGGCUGCCCUACCACGUGGCCCAGCUGCUCUACCUGGCCUUCCUGUGGGACAUCUACCCCGGCUACCUGCUCUGGGAAACCCUGGUCUACUCCGACUAUCUGAUCCUGCUCAACAGCUGUCUCAGCCCCUUCCUCUGCCUCCUGGCCAGCGCUGACCUCCGUGCCCUGCUGCGUGCCGUGCUCUCCUCCUUUGCCGCGGCUCUGUGUGAAGAACGGCCGGGCAGCCUCACGCCGGCUGAGCCACAGGCCCAAGUGGACUCUGAGGGUCAGACUCUGCCAAUGGCAGGGGCCCAGCCUCCAGGGAACCCUGUGACCCCCCCACAAGUGGUCCCUGCAGCCCAGCCCCAGUUGGAUUCUGUGGCUCCCCCACGGUCAGAUUUUGGGGUCCAGCCUCAGCUGAACUCCUCAGGCCAGCCACAGGUGAACCAUGAGGCCCAGCCCCACGUGGACUCUGUGGCCCAGUCCCAAGUGAGCCCGAAGGCCCAGGCCCCUGGAUCCCCUGCCAGCUCAGCCCCCAGACCCUGUGAUGAAGCCUCUUCUGCUCCAUCCACAGAUCCCACCCCAGGAGCCCCUGAGAACCCAGCAGUGCCUGCUGCCUCUGACAGAGAAGGCCCCGGCAGUGUCCCCCCAGAGGAGGCCCCUGGAACAGGCCCCACGUGA